Molecule: messenger RNA, 946 nt
Organism: Euleptes europaea (tarantolino)
Lineage: Eukaryota; Metazoa; Chordata; Lepidosauria; Squamata; Sphaerodactylidae
Gene: CNOT8
Product: CCR4-NOT transcription complex subunit 8
Exons: 6
Coding region: 68-946 (292 amino acids)
Cellular component (GO): CCR4-NOT complex; P-body; CCR4-NOT core complex
Molecular function (GO): nucleic acid binding; poly(A)-specific ribonuclease activity
Source: RefSeq, a predicted model, not a curated record
UGCGUUUUAUUUUGGCAUUUUGCAGUUUCCAUCAUUGUCAUCGUGACUGUGGUGCAGAACUUUCAAGAUGCCGGCAGCACUUGCAGAAAACAGUCAGGUGAUCUGUGAAGUGUGGGCAAACAAUCUAGAAGAAGAGAUGAGGAAAAUUCGAGAAAUUGUUCUCAGCUACAGCUAUAUUGCAAUGGAUACAGAGUUUCCCGGAGUUGUCGUUCGACCCAUCGGUGAAUUUCGUAGCUCUAUUGACUAUCAGUAUCAGCUGCUGCGGUGUAAUGUUGAUCUCCUGAAAAUCAUCCAGUUGGGCCUGACUUUCACAAAUGAGAAAGGAGAAUAUCCUGCUGGAAUCAACACCUGGCAGUUUAACUUCAAAUUCAACCUUACAGAAGAUAUGUAUUCUCAAGAUUCUAUAGAUCUUCUUGCAAGCUCUGGGCUGCAAUUCCAGAAGCAUGAGGAGGAGGGGAUUGAUACCUUGCAUUUUGCAGAGCUGCUUAUGACCUCUGGUGUAGUGCUCUGUGACAAUGUGAAGUGGCUUUCAUUUCACAGUGGCUAUGACUUUGGUUACAUGGUGAAACUCCUAACAGAUUCAAGGCUUCCAGAAGAAGAGCAUGAGUUCUUUCAUAUCCUGAACCUUUUCUUCCCAUCCAUAUAUGAUGUUAAGUACUUAAUGAAGAGCUGCAAAAAUCUGAAGGGAGGUCUUCAAGAAGUUGCUGACCAGCUAGAUUUGCAGCGGAUUGGACGGCAGCACCAAGCUGGAUCAGACUCUCUACUCACAGGGAUGGCAUUUUUCAGAAUGAAAGAGUUGUUCUUUGAGGAUACAAUUGAUGAUGCAAAGUACUGUGGGAGACUAUAUGGCCUUGGUACCGGAGUGGCUCAGAAACAGAGCGAAGAUGUUGAAACAGCCCAAGAAAAAAUGAGUAUUUUGGCUAUUAUCAACAAUAUGCAGCAGUGA